AGUCUGUAUGCGGCUUUAACUACUAUAUUUAAACCUUCAGGCAACUAAACAUACACAUGUGCUUGUACGUUGUAAGUAAAUUGUUACUGAAUCAGCUGUGAUCUCACGUUCUGUUUGUUUCUUUACUUACCGCUCUACGUGAAUGUAUUUUUGAUGUGCAUACCUACUGAUAUCAUUAUGUGUGAUUAAAUUUGCGUAAUUGUUGAUAUUUUGCUAGCUGCGUAGUAACGCGGUUAAAAAAAGGGCGAGGUUUCUUCCUUUUUUGUAAUUUGCAUAAUUUAAAAAUGAGUGACCCCCCUGAUCAAGCAGUUGAUCAUGGAAAAGAUCGGCUGUCGAAGAGAAAAAUUGCGGGUAUCAAAAUUAAGAGUGUACUGUACUCGGUGGUUAAGAGGGUGGCGAGUGUCCUGUUUGUGUAUGCCGUAGGCUACAUGCAGUGGUCCUUUGGAUGGUUUUUCGGACCGAUUGUUCUUCUGGUAAUUAGGGAUCAGUAUCGAAAAUCAAAGGAUCAGAAGAGUAAAAUUACCAAAUCUAUAGCUCUAGCUCAGGAAGAUGAUGUGAUCUUGGCACGAAUUGAGGAUCUACCUGCUUGGGUUUACUUCCCUGAUGUUGAACGAGCUGAGUGGCUGAAUAAGAUUUUCAAGCAGCUAUGGCCCAGCGUAAAUUCCUAUGUACGGGACUUAAUUCGUGACAAAAUUCAACCGAAAAUGCAAAAGAAACUUCAGAAAUUCAAACUAACAGGAUUCAAAUUUGAGAAGAUGAUUUUGGGAAGCAUUCCGCCACGAGUUGGGGGCGUGAAAGUGUACGAGGCAAACGUUGCUCGACACGAGAUCAUACUCGAUUUAGACCUUUUUUAUGCAGGUGAUUGCAAUUUGAGCUUUACCAUGGGUGCUGGAGUUAAAGGCGGGAUUAAGGACUUUCAGUUGCAGGGAACACUGCGCGUCGUUUUGAAACCGUUGCUAUCCCGAAUGCCGUUAAUCGGUGGAUUGCAGAUUUACUUCUUAAACAAUCCCACAAUCGACUUCAACCUGGUCGGUUUCGUCGACAUUCUCGAUCUGCCAGGUUUUAGCGAUUUAUUGCGUCAGCUGAUCUUGGAGCAAGUGUCGUCUCUGAUGGUGCUACCGAACAAGUUACCGGUGAAAUUGAGCAAGCACGUCGAGUCGGAAAUGCUGAACGUUCCCGAGCCGGAGGGUGUAUUAAGAAUUCAUGUUAUCGAGGCGAAAAAUUUAAUGCGGAAGGAUAUUGGUAUUUUAGGUAAAGGAAAGUCGGAUCCGUAUUGUGUUCUGAACGUCGGGGCGCAGGAGCGCCGUACACAAACGAUUGACAAUACUGUAGACCCAAAGUGGGACUACUGGUGCGAGGCUAUGGUUGACUCAAUAGAAGGGCAGCUUGUUACUAUUCACGUAUGGGACUGGGAUCCAGGAUUUCCAGGUUCACAAAAUGACGAUUUACUUGGAAGAGCUGCAAUUGACAUCAAUACAAUCGCAAAGAAGGGAGAAGAUGAUAUGUGGAUCACUCUUGAACAAGCUAAACACGGCAUGGUCCAUGUACGGUUCACUUGGUUCGUCUUAACUACCAAUUACUCGGACCUACGUGCGGUGCUGGAGGAAACGCAAAUGCUACAAGUUACCUCGAUGAGUACAGCUCUACUCAUCAUUUACGUAGAUUCAGCCAAGGGUUUGCCUCAAGCCCGUACUCAAAGCAAACCAGAUCCGUACCUGCUGUUAACAGUCGGGCGAGAAAGCCAACAGACGUCAGUCAAGAAGAAAACUUCGGACCCGGUUUGGGAACAGGGUUUUAACUUUUUGGUUAAUAAUCCCAAUGCCGACACGUUGUAUCUGAAUUUUAUUGAUCAUAAAACAGGUGCUGGUCUAGGCGAGCUGACCUACAACUUGUGCGCCUUGUCUGAGAAGCCUAAUUUGUGUGUCAAUUUACAGCCAUUUGGUUUAUUGAAGAGUGGCCCGCAGGCCAAGCUUACAUUUUCAAUGCAUUUAAGGAUUUUGAAACAUUACAUUCCCGAAGCCGAGGACCACGUUUCCAAGCUUAAGCGUAACGAUUCUGAACUGUCUACAGGUUCAAAAAGAACGAUUUCGCGCGAAAGCUCAUUAAAAAGUGAAACAGAAUCUAACGUACAAGAAGGUACAGAAUCUCUCGAGCAGAUUUCUGUCCCUUUGCAGUCUGCUGUUCCACCAGAAUCUCAAGGCAACGGUCUUACUCAUAGGACUCUUACUGACACUUUUUCGGCAGGGGAGGCUGGUCUUGGACGGAUUCAAAUCACACUGCGCUACAGCGUUCAAAGACAGCGGCUAAUUGUUGUUAUUCACAAGAUAGCCAAUCUGCCUUUGCCAUCCAAAGAUCCGUCUAACAUACCCGACCCGUAUGUCAAGCUGUAUUUGUUACCAGGUAGGUCGAAGGAAUCGAAACGAAAAACACAGGUUGUGAAAGAUAAUUGUAACCCAGUUUUCGAUGUAACUUUCGAGUAUGUACUGUCCCAAGGAGAGUUACACACCCAACAGCUUGAAGUAACGGUAGCUACACAAAAGCAGUUAUUUUCAGGAAGUAACACCAUGGGCCAGGUGCUUAUUGAUUUGGGCAAGUUUAAUUUAACCCAAUCAAAUACAUUUUGGUUCGAUCUACAACCAGAAGUUGAAUCUUAAAUGUUUGCCGUGCGAUUGAUGGUGCCUUUUAGAAGUGCUUAACUGUAAGCUUUUAAUAAUGUUGUUUAUAUACAUAAUUAAUUGUUAUACUAACUUAUUCUCAUUGUAUUUACUCUAUUAUUGUACAAACCUGGAUGUCAUUAUAAAGAUUAGUGGUGAUAUUUAUAAACAAUUCUCAGAU
Photinus pyralis (common eastern firefly) is the source of this 2835-nucleotide messenger RNA. Its product is annotated as extended synaptotagmin-3-like. Gene Ontology annotation, molecular function: lipid binding. The record is from RefSeq and is a predicted model, not a curated record. The transcript is spliced from 19 exons. Gene Ontology annotation, biological process: lipid transport. Bases 285 to 2654 code for a protein of 789 amino acids. NCBI's taxonomy places the organism in Eukaryota, Metazoa, Arthropoda, Insecta, Coleoptera, Lampyridae.